This is a messenger RNA of Adineta ricciae, 1149 nucleotides long. Lineage: Eukaryota; Metazoa; Rotifera; Eurotatoria; Adinetida; Adinetidae. The record is from the annotation of a GenBank genome assembly.
AUGAUAUUUAUUGUAGAUAUGUGUUACCGUCAUUGUGUACUUUUCCUGAUAAUCGUUCUCAUACUGAAUCAAGCUGCUGAUGCAAGAAGAAUAUUCGAUCUAGAACGGAUCAAACGUGAUACAGCUUGCCCUGGACCGUACCACGUCUUGACAUCGGACAAUCGCUGUGUUUGGAGUUGUUCCGAAGGUACUACACCGGACAACAACAGCAAUGAAUGUAUUUGCCAACCUGGUCUCGUCGAAACAGGUCUCGAUCAAUUCAACCGAAGAGUUUGUACCGCACCUUGUCCCGGACCCUAUCACGUUUUGACAUCGGACAAUCGCUGUGUUUGGAGUUGUUCCGAAGGUACUACACCGGACAACAACAGCAAUGAAUGUAUUUGCCAACCACGUCUCUAUGAAAUCGGUCACGAUGCAUUUGGCCGUCGAGUUUGUGGUGCAUGUCGCGGACCAUACCAUGUCCUAACUGCCGAUAACCGAUGCGUUUGGAGUUGUGCUCAAGAGAAGAAUACAAUCGAUUAUGUCGUUAUUUUCGAUUGUUUGAAAUUUCAUUUCUUCAAGUUAUCGGUCGACAUGGGUAACAGCGGACAGCGAAUGAAAUAUGGCAAGACACUAACAGAAGCCAACGUUGCUGAACUCUCAGGACUAUCCGGCUUCACACCUGACCAAGUCCGUGAAUGGCACUCAGGCUUUUUGAAAGAUUGCCCAACCGGAAAAUUGAAUAAGAAGAAGUUCGUCGAUGUCUACAAACAAUUUUACCCGAUGGGGAAAGCUGAAAAAUUCUGUGAAUAUGUUUUUCGAACAUUUGAUAAUGACAGUUCAGGCAAUAUCGAUUUUGGAGAAUUUCUAAUUGCUAUUUCAAUCACUGCACAACAGGAACCAAAACGCAAGCUCGAAUGGGCAUUCUCUAUGUAUGAUAUUGAUCGAAAUGGUUUUAUUGAAAAGAAAGAAAUGAAGAAGAUCAUGGAGGCUAUUUUUGAUCUUCUCGGCGAGGAACGAAAGGGUAACAAUUCACCAGAAUUGAAAGUCGAUCAAAUUUUUACGAAAAUGGACACAAAUGGAGACGGCAAGUUGUCCAAAGAAGAAUUUGUCAAUGGUUGCUUACAAGACGACUACUUGAGAAGAUUACUCGCACCAUCAGCUUCAUAA